This is a messenger RNA of Aphidius gifuensis, 789 nucleotides long. RefSeq lists its product as uncharacterized. Gene Ontology annotation, biological process: recombinational repair. The transcript has 3 exons. The annotation marks the transcript as partial. Lineage: Eukaryota; Metazoa; Arthropoda; Insecta; Hymenoptera; Braconidae. The record is from RefSeq and is a predicted model, not a curated record.
AUGCGGGUAAAAAAAAAUCAAAUAAAGAAAAUUGAGCCAGAAAAAUUCGUUUGUACAUCAUCAUCAUCAUCAUCUGGAGUAUCAGGAAAUAAAAAUAACACCUCAAAUAUUAAAGAAUUAUCAAAUAGAAAAAAAAGAGUAUUAGAUAUAUUUGCAUCAAAUGAUUCACAGGGAUUAAUAAUGAAUAUUGAAACUAAAUUACCAUCACAAAAAUUCCAAGCAAUAAAACGACAAUUUCCAGGACCAGCAGGAAUACUACCAGACAAACUUGAUGUAUCAACAAGAAAUUUAAAUUAUCUUUAUAUUCAUGAUGCAAAUGAGACAAAAAAUUUUACAACAUUAAAUGACAGUAGAUCUAAAGAUUUUUGUAUACAAGAUACAAAAGAAUUAUUUUCUCAUGGUGCUUGGCAAAUAAUGAUUAAUGAUUUACCAAAAAAUUUAUUACAAAAUCAUAAUAUUAUGUCAAUAAAAUUAUCUAAUGUUGAAAAAGUAUCAAUUCUUGCUUGUAUUAUAAAAAAAAUUGAUUAUAAUACAGAAUCUCCUCGUGUUAUAUUAAAAGACAUAAGUGAUACUAUUGAAGGACUCAUGAGUCGUGAAGUACCAAUUAAAUUUCCAAAUAUAUUACAACCUGGUGUUGUUAUUAUAUUAAAAGAUGCCAAUUGUUUUACAUUUAAAGGAAAAAAUUGGAGAAAAAAUAAGCUACUUAUGAUAACAACAAAAUCAUUAAUUGGCAUUUAUGGUAAAAAUUCAAGACUUGUUUCAACACCAAUUCUUGAUGAAAUAUUAAAA